Colletotrichum acutatum is the source of this 2349-nucleotide messenger RNA. RefSeq lists its product as uncharacterized. NCBI's taxonomy places the organism in Eukaryota, Fungi, Ascomycota, Sordariomycetes, Glomerellales, Glomerellaceae. The coding region runs from base 1 to 2349 and encodes 782 amino acids. The record is from RefSeq and is a predicted model, not a curated record. The transcript is spliced from 2 exons.
AUGGCCAAACAGACCUUUCCCAGAGGUUUUGUCGCCCCAAGAGUUCGUCCCAGAACUUUGCUUUUCCUGGCUUUUGCUGGCAUUGUCAUUCAUUUUUGCUUCAAACUAAGAAACGAAUCGAGUGUGCAGCUUGUCUCCUGGCACGAUGUUACACACGAACCUUCUCCCGAGGGCCUUGUCGACCAACCGCCCGUCUCCUCUAUCGAGCAGCCCAUGCCACCUAUCGAUCUAUCCAAGAACAAAGACGAAGAAUUGCAACAAGAAAAGGCAGAAGCAUCGAAACAAGAGGCUGAGAGCUUGAAACAAGAGGCUGAAGCAUUGCAACAAGAGGCGGAGGCAUUGAAGAAGGAGGAGGAAGCAUUGAAAAAGGAAGAAGAGGCUCUCAAACAUGAAGCAGAGGCUGUAAAGCAGACCGAAAAGAAGCAGAAACAGGAAGAAGAAGUAAGGAAACAUCAGGAAGAAGAACACGAACAGAAGCUACGGGACCAAUUUGCUAGGGAAUACGAGGCGGCUAAGAAGCUUCCCGGUAGUGGCGCGAUCUAUGGCAACACCUUGAACUCCCUGAUCGACACAGACAACAGAACAGAUAUUCAUGCGGCGCGAUUACGAGAAUCCAGCGAGGAAGAAAAGCCAUAUUCAAAUCAUCGACCUGUCCAUUUCAACCCGUAUCCCCAUUAUAACGGAGAGAAUUGGAAAAAAGAGGAACAUCGCCCAUAUGUCCCAUGUGUCGGUGCUACUGGGGAGCUUGUGGAGGACUUACUUGUGUUCAAGGGCAGGCCUGCCAAGUUUCCGAAGCCGUCCUUUGGCAGCUUCGAUAUUUUUAACAUGGACGGCAAUCUCUGCUAUGAACGCGAAAGUAGACUGGGACCUUACGGUCACACAUUGCAGAUCAAAGCGAACAGUCUACCAGUAGAUUGGGACAGCGUCGAUUGGGGUAGCCUUCAAGAUAACUGCGCCAAACGGAACGCCGCUCGUUUUGGCACUGGAAAGCUCAACGCAUAUGUUGACACCGUUUACGGAAAUUCAGGGACCGCUCAGAGACGAGAGGCAAGAGCAGAUGGAGAGGAGGUUUCGAACAAACUGUCAACAAUAUCAAUAGGGACUGAGUCCCGAACUGCUGUUCUGCUUCGCACUUUCACUGGCAAACGAUAUACGGAAAACGAUAAACAAGCUAUCAGAUCGUUGAUUUCCGAGCUUUCCCUCCGUUCGGGCGGCGAGUACCAAGUUUUUCUUCUAUUACACGUUCACGACCGUUCAGUCAACCUGAAGGGCGACAAGACGGCGUAUCAACAUGUUCUGGAUGAACAUGUACCUCGAGAGUUUCACGGAAUCACUAAACUAUGGAACGAUCAAGUCGUAUGGGACAUCUAUACAGCUCUCACCGAAGACGACGAGAAAAGUGUUCACCAUGCACAAUGGCUAUCAGUUCAGAAGUUCAGCAUGGAUCAUCCCGAAUUCGAUUAUAUAUGGAAUUGGGAGAUGGAUGUAAGGGUCGUCGGGCAUAACUAUGAUUUCUUGGAGAGUCUGAGGGGAUUCGCGAAAAAGCAGCCACGGAGGGGUCUUUGGGAGCGCAAUGAGCGUUACUACAUUCCUGAUCAUCACGGAACGUGGACUGAGUUCCGCGACUAUGUCGAGAAGCAAACCGCUGGUACCCAAGUUUGGGGUCCACCGAGCGUACCCUUCAUCAAUCCGGUCGGACCAAAGCCGCCUACUGGAGAUCCCCGAGAUGACCAAUAUGACUGGGGAGUUAAUGAGGAGGCAGAUCUUAUCACUCUCGGUCCUAUUUUCAACCCGGUCAAUAGUAGCUGGAUUUUCGCAGACCAUAUUUGGGGUUACAAAGAUCAACAACAUCCAGCAACGUCACUACCUCGGCGGUGUACUAUUGUCACACAAUCGCGCAUAUCUAAGCGCCUUCUGGAUAUCAUGCACGUUGAAAAUCUUCGCGGUAACCACAUCGCCUCGGAAAUGACGCCUCAAACGGUCGCACUUCUCCAUGGGCUGAAAGCAGUUUUUGCUCCCCAUCCCACUUGGUUUGAUCGUCCUUGGAGCGGAAAAUUUCUCGAUCAUUGGUUCAACCCUGGGCCAAAAGGUGAAAGUGGUGGCCGAGGGAGUGCAAUGGGCUACGGAAGAGAACGCAGAUACCAAGGGAUUACUUGGUACUAUCGUGCUGAGCCUCCUUCUAGGUUGUACAACAAUUGGAUGGGGUAUAUAGAUACCGAUGUUGGGGGUCGAGACUGGGAGAUAACGAACGGCAGACCUUGCUUGCCGCCCAUGAUUUUGCAUCCCAUCAAGGAUGUCAAUCCAACCAGCCCGGGAUUUGCGACUAAAUUUGAGCUUUUCUACGGCUAA